Messenger RNA from Raphanus sativus (radish), 1183 nucleotides. RefSeq names its product heat stress transcription factor A-7a-like. Gene Ontology annotation, molecular function: RNA polymerase II cis-regulatory region sequence-specific DNA binding; DNA-binding transcription factor activity. The transcript has 2 exons. Bases 166 to 981 code for a protein of 271 amino acids. NCBI's taxonomy places the organism in Eukaryota, Viridiplantae, Streptophyta, Magnoliopsida, Brassicales, Brassicaceae. Gene Ontology annotation, biological process: regulation of transcription by RNA polymerase II. Gene Ontology annotation, cellular component: nucleus. The record is from RefSeq and is a predicted model, not a curated record.
UCUCUUCUCCCUCCCAACUGCCAUCAACGAACUCUUAAACUAUGUCAGCACCACAACAUCAAAUCACUUCCACAUCCGAUAAAAACCCAGUUUCCAAGAUGGUUUCAUUGGAGCACUGAUCCAAGAUACCAAAAAGUUUUUUUUGUUUUGUUUUGUUUUAAAUCGAUGAAUCCGUUUCUCCACCACCCAGAAGGUGAUCCUCCACAAUCACCACCAAAACCAAUUGAAGGACUGCACGAAAUCGGACCGCCUCCGUUUCUCAACAAGACAUUUGAGAUUGUGGAGGAUCCAAACACGGACCACAUCGUGUCUUGGAACAGAGGAGGCACUAGUUUUGUCGUCUGGGAUUUGCAUGCUUUCUCUGAGUUUCUUCUCCCUCGUCACUUCAAACACAGCAACUUCUCAAGCUUCAUCAGACAGCUUAACACCUACGGUUUUAGAAAGAUAGAAGCAGAGAGAUGGGAGUUUGCAAACGAAGGGUUCCUGUUGGGACAAAGACAUCUACUGAAGACCAUCAAGAGAAGAGCUUCCUUUGCUUCCACGUCUUCUUCACCGAUUCAUGAUCCUUGCGUAGAGCUUCGUAAGGAGAAGCAACUGCUGUUGACGGAGGUGGAAAUUCUGAGACAGCAGCAGCAAACAGCGAGAAGCUACAUCAAAGCCAUGAAACAGAGGAUCGAAGGAGCAGAGAAGAAACAGAGGGAGAUGAUGUCUUUUUUGGCAAGAGCGGUGCAGAGUCCUUCUCUGUAUCAGUUUCUCAAGCAGAGAGAUGCGAGGGUUAAGGAUCUUGAGGCUGAGGAAGAAGAGAGGGGAAGAGGUUCUUCCGUGUCGGAACUGGAAGCUCUUGCUCUGGAGAUGCAAGGGUAUGGAAAACAGAGGAAGGCGAAGGAAGAAGAGGAUAUGGUGAUCGAGAGAGAGUUGGACGAUGGUUUCUGGGAAGAGCUGCUAGGUAACGAGAGUUUGGCUUCUACCUCUUCUAUGUAAGAUGUAUCCUUGUUGCAAACUCCUCUUUUUUUUUUUCUUUUUCUCACGUUCUUGUUUAUUUCAAAGCAUUUCUUAUCAAAAAGUAGUAGUGUGAGCUGAGCUACAAAACGUUGUAAUUUUUUUCAUGCGUGUAGAUAAAAUAUAUGAAAUGUCUUCAAUUUCACAAGGCUUGAAAUAUGGUGUUGUAGUAUAGUGAUCGUUU